Vespula vulgaris is the source of this 3508-nucleotide messenger RNA. RefSeq lists its product as uncharacterized. The record is from RefSeq and is a predicted model, not a curated record. Lineage: Eukaryota; Metazoa; Arthropoda; Insecta; Hymenoptera; Vespidae. The transcript is spliced from 20 exons. Bases 131 to 3433 code for a protein of 1100 amino acids.
AUUUUCUUCAUAUAACAAUAUUUGACAAAGUUCUCCAAGCAUUAGUCAUAGUUAAGCAUUCUUUAAAAUAUUUCAUACAUUUUAACUUAUUAAAUAGAAUCAUUAAGUGUGCACAUGCUUUUGGAGAACAAUGACAAAGUACAUCUGGUCCUUGUUCUUCAUCCUUUUUUUAAAACUAUACUUAUUUAGUUGGCAUUUGGCCGCUGAAUUCUCACCGGUGAUACAAACUACCAAAGGACCGGUUAAGGGCCUCGUUUUUACGACCAUCAGAGAAUCCAAGAAAUAUCAUUCCUACAGAGGUAUCCCUUAUGGCAAAUCACCAGUCGGCCAUCUUCGAUUUAGAGCACCUAUCGAGGUAGAUCCAUGGUCCAAAGUGUUCGAUGCUACAAAGGAUGGUCCUAAUUGUCCACAAAUAUAUAAUGAAACAUUUAUCGGCCAGGAGGAUUGUCUGAAUCUCAAUGUCUACACUCCGCAGCUUCCUAAAGAUGAAAAUGACGGUAAUCUCAAAGCUGUUAUGUAUUGGAUUUUUGCGGGUGCCCUCGUUGAUGGAACACCUUCGAAAUUGUAUCACUCUCCUGAUUAUCUUAUCGAAGAGGAUAUCGUAGUCGUCGUUGUUAAUUACCGAUUGGGUGCCCUUGGAUUUUUAGCUCUGCAACAUCAAAAUGCAACUGGUAACGCAGGUCUGAAAGAUCAAAACCUUGGUCUCAGAUGGGUUCGCGACAACAUAGCAAAAUUUGGUGGUGAUCCAAACAAGGUGACGAUAGCUGGUGAAAGUUCUGGUAGCCUGAGUGUAGGUUAUCACAUACUUUCAGAGAAAUCGAAAGGUCUAUUCCGUAGUUCAAUUGCGAUGAGUGGGGUACCAUUAUGGUCCAGUGCAUUCAGUACUCCAGAACAUGCAACACAAAGAGCUUACGAAUUUGCUAAGAAACUUGGAUCCACGGCUACUAACGUUGAUGAGUUACUUGAAUUUUAUUAUCAAGUCGAUGUAAAAAAUUUAACUAAAACGAUUGCAAACGCAAUACAAAUAGAUAUUCCGUUGAGGCCAACUCUGGAGAAUCCAAAUUACGGUCCAGAUUGGUUCAUAACUGAAUGCUCAUUAAAGAAAUACAAUUCUGGAAAUUAUAAUCAUGGACCUCAUAUGUUAGGCUACACCAAAGACGAAAUUAUUACAUUCCUAAGAACAAAAAAAGAUAUUUAUAGAUGUAUAAAACUUUCAUGGCAAUACGCUUCUAAACUUGGAGUUACAAAACUCGACAUGCCAAAUAUAGAGUAUGGUAUAACGAAUGCCACCUUACAUCAAAUCAUAAAGACUAUUUCGGAAGUUCUCUUUAUAUCUCCUAUAGAUUACACACAAAAAUUAAUGUCAAAAUUCGACGAUCCUAUUUAUUAUUAUCGAUAUAAUUUCGUUUAUGACAAACCGCUACACAAAGUCGUAUUAGGCUCUAACUUGAUCGGUGCGGGACACGGUGACGAUAUUGAAAUGAUAUUUUAUUCAGAUUUAUUCCAAGUAAAUCCCAAGGCAAACAACAGUAUGACGCUGCUACAACGAAGAAUGACUCGUUUGUGGACGAAUUUUAUUAAAUACGGAAAUCCUACUCCAGAUGGUAUCAACGAUACUCUAUUAAAUAUUGUUUGGCCGGAUUCGAGAAAAUCUGGUAAAAUGUUGUGGUUAAAUGAUAAUUUGGAAGUACACGAUCGAUUCAAAAGUAAUGAUAUUACUAUGAUUGAAACUGGGUUACAAUUAUCCGGUGGACCAAUUAAUGGAUGUGAUAUCAAGUGGAAAAAAUCUGAGCUAACAAUGAAGAAGUACAAUUUACCCUUGUUCUCCGUUCUUCUUUUGUUCGAUUGGUCAUUGGCCGCUGAAUUCUCACCAGUGAUAGAAACUACAAAAGGACCGGUUCAGGGUCUCGUUUUAACAACCAUCAGAGAAUCUAAGAAAUAUCACUCUUAUAGAGGUAUUCCUUAUGGCAAACCACCAGUUGGUUAUCUUCGAUUCAGUGCACCUGUCGAGGUAGAUCCAUGGACCGAAGUGUUCGAUGCCACAAAGGAUGGUCCUAUUUGUCCACAAAUAUAUAAUGAAACAUUUGUCGGCCAAGAGGAUUGUCUGAAUCUCAAUGUCUACACUCCGCAGCUCCCUAAAGAUGAAGAAGACACUGAACUCAAAGCUGUUCUCUAUUGGAUUUAUGGGGGUUCCUUCCUUCGUGGAGUAGCUUCGAAAUUCUAUUACGGUCCUGAUUAUCUCAUCGAAGAGGACAUCGUAGUCGUCACUGUUAAUUACCGAUUGGGUGCUCUUGGAUUUUUAGCUCUGCAACAUCAAAAUGCAACUGGUAACGCAGGUCUGAAAGAUCAAAACCUUGGUCUCAGAUGGGUUCGCGACAACAUAGCAAAAUUUGGUGGUGAUCCAAACAAAGUGACGAUAGCUGGCGUAGGUGCUGGUAGCGUUAGCGUAGGCUAUCACAUACUUUCAGAGAAAUCGGAAGGUCUGUUCCGUAGUUCAAUUUUGAUGAAUGGGGUACCAUUACAUACCUUUGGAUUUAUUACACCAGAAGAUACAGUACGAAAAGCUUACGAAUUCGCUAAGGAACUUGGAUCCACGGCUACUAACGAUGACGAGUUACUGAAAUUUUAUUAUCAAGUCGAUCUAGAAAGUUUGACUAGAACGGUUACAAAUUCAACGCAAAUGGAUUUUUCAUUGAAGCCAACUCUGGAGAAUCCAAAUUAUGGUCCAGAUUGGUUCAUAACUAAAUGUGUAUUACAGUUAUUUGGAAAUCAUAAUCGUGGACCUUAUAUAAUAGGCUACAACAAUGACGAAACUACUGCAUUCGCAGAAGAAUUGGAAAAUAUUCGAUAUUAUAUCAAUGAAUCUGUGCCUCUUAUUUCUGAAUUUAAAAGAGGAAAACCGGAGAAGCUGGAUAUAGAAAAAGAUGUAACGAAUGCCAGCAUAUAUAAGAUUAUUAAGGAAUUGAAUUUUGUGGCUCCUGUAGAUUUCACUCAAAAGUUAUUGACAAACUUCAAUGAUACAAUUUAUUACUAUCGAUAUGAUUUCGGUUAUAAUAAAUCGCUACACGAUAUCAUAGAUCACUUUGAUAUAGACGGUGAGACACGCGCUGACGAAAUUAAAAUGAUAUUUUAUUCGGAAUUAUUUCAAGUAAAUCCCAAGGCAAACAACAGUAUGACGCUGCUACAACGAAGAAUGACUCGUUUAUGGACGAAUUUUGUUAAAUACGGAAAUCCAACUCCGAAUGAUACCAAUGAUGCUUUACUAAACGUAGUAUGGCCAGAUUCAAAAAAAUCUGGUGAAAUGUUGUGGUUGAAUAAUGAUUUGAGCGUACAUAAUCGAUACAAGACUUUGAUUAUGGAUGUAGUUGAAAGUAACUUGAAAUUUUUCGGCGGUGUUAUUAACGGGUGUAAUAUAAACUGGAAUAAAAUAUAAAUAACCUACAACGUUAACUAUGAAUUAUUGUUAACUCUAUAUAUAUAUAUUAAAUAAUAAUUUUGCUAAAUCGUU